Molecule: messenger RNA, 1379 nt
Organism: Saccostrea echinata
Lineage: Eukaryota; Metazoa; Mollusca; Bivalvia; Ostreida; Ostreidae
Product: protein FAM72B-like
Exons: 5
Coding region: 331-780 (149 amino acids)
Cellular component (GO): cytosol
Source: RefSeq, a predicted model, not a curated record
ACAAUAUUCCCGAAAAUACUAAAACCGCUGUUCACGAAUCGGUCUGCAUCUUCCUCUGUCUGUGUAUUGCAUAUCGGAUCUGCACAUCUCGUAAUCGAAGACGAGACAUCACGAGAUUUCACUAGCAAAUACUCGCUUAACUACAAGUUCCAAGUGACCAAUCAGAUAUCGGAUCAGGAAAUUGUUUUUAAUUUUAAGCCAAUCAUAGACAUCGUGACAAGUGUAAAUAUAGAAACCACAUGUAGCUGUCAGACGCCAUUCAGAUACCAAAGAGGGAGCAUCGUUUUAUAGUAGAGUAUCCAUAUUUUGUGUAGAACUGAACCUACAAAAAUGUCUGACAAGUCUCCUAUACAUCCUCAAUUCCAGUCUAAAGAGGUUUUCUUUUUGGACUGCAAAAUCUGUGAAAAUACCGUCUGCCGCCGAGCAAUGGAAUCGGUUUUAGUGGCUGACUCGGAUACAAGGUUAUUUUCAACAGACUGUCCUGAGAAAAGCUGUGUUGCCUUGACAGGUGAAAGGUUUGAGACAGACACCUGUAACUGUCAGCUGGAGAAUGUGGCCUGCACUCAAUGUGGCAAUGUGGUUGGUUAUAAUGUGAGACUGCCCUGUAAAACCUGUUUACAGUCCUGUAAUAAUGGCCACCUGUGGAUGUUUUACACAGACAAGAUAUCACCAUAUGAGAGAUUUGAAAAGAAAGGAGAUGAAAUUUUGCUGUGGGGGAACAUUCCCAAAGCCUCCCAUGACCACUCUCUCGAUUUCCUCAUCGAUGAAUGUCUUCGUUAGAUCAUUCAGCCACAAUGUACAGAGAGACAACAAUCCCAGCAGUUUGUGUGAUACAUUUAUUUUGUAAACAUUUUGUCCAUUUUAUGUUACUUUGGAAAAAAGUGCUCAAAUUGUGCCAUCCAACUGGAAAUAAUACUAUGUUAUGUACAGAAUAGUUUUUGUCCAUGUGUCAGACAUUGUUAACUGUAACUAGGCAUUUGUUUUUUUUUUCAAAUUGUGCUGAUAGACUUGUGCAAUAGCCGAGAUUAAAUGUAAUUUCUGUCUCGUUAAAAUGUGUAAAAUCAACUCGUUCAUGUUGGUGUCUUGACACACUGACAAAGUUAAUGAAGGGCUUUAAUGUUGAUGUAGAUGACAUCUGAAUGAUUUACAAAAUCUGUGAUAUUAUAAACAUUCAUUUCCUACUGGUAGAGGAUUUAUUGUGCUUUAUUUGCUCACAGGAGGUGAGACUUUAUUUACAGAUGUAUACAGUUGAUAUGAUUCCAUUGUAAGCUUGUUUUACAAGCAAUAGUAUCUACAUUUCAUGUCAAAUAUUAAUCACAAUAUUAUUGUUCUGUUUUUGUUAAACAAUCUGGUUCAUUGAAUUAAAUUUAUAAAAGGAA